Messenger RNA from Ipomoea nil (Japanese morning glory), 1540 nucleotides. Its product is annotated as serine carboxypeptidase-like 7. Lineage: Eukaryota; Viridiplantae; Streptophyta; Magnoliopsida; Solanales; Convolvulaceae. The transcript is spliced from 14 exons. The record is from RefSeq and is a predicted model, not a curated record. Gene Ontology annotation, molecular function: serine-type carboxypeptidase activity; acyltransferase activity, transferring groups other than amino-acyl groups. The coding region runs from base 46 to 1365 and encodes 439 amino acids. Gene Ontology annotation, biological process: secondary metabolic process; proteolysis.
UUGCUUCUUGUUUUAGGGCUUUUCUCUUCAGAGUUGCCGGAAGUUAUGGCGGCAUCUGGCUCCAAGGUGGAGUAUCUUCCUGGUCUUCAACAUCAAGGCCCCCUCCCUUUUGAGCUUAUAACCGGAUACAUAGGAGUGGGUGAAGGAGAUGAAGUACAAGUCUUCUACUAUUUCAUAAAAUCAGAAAGAGAUCCAACCUCCGAUCCUAUAUUGAUGUGGAUAUCCGGUGGCCCUGGCUGCUCCAGUUUGUUUGCAUUUGUGCAUGAAUUUGGUCCAGCGAAAUUGGAUAUUGUGGCAUAUAAUGGGAGCUUGCCGACAUUGUCAUUAAACCCUCACUCAUGGUCAAAGGUUUCAAAUUUACUGUUAGUAGAUUUACCAGUAAGAAGUGGAUUUUCUUAUUCAACUACUGAGAGGUGUAACACCUCUGAUACUUUCCAACAAUGUGAUCAUGCAGAACAAUUCAUGCGCAAGUGGCUCGUUGACUAUCCGGAAUACUUAACAAAUCCUCUCUAUGUUGGUGGGGAUUCAUAUUCUGGACUAGUUGUACCCAUAAUUGCUCAUAAAAUAUCUGAUGGGAAUGAGGCAAGAACUAAACCUUGGAUUAACCUUAAGGGUUACAUUCUUGGCAAUCCGAUGACAAAAGUAGCAGAAGAUGCUGCGUACGUGAUCCCAUUUAUAUCUCGGAUGGGAUUCAUUCCUGAAGAUUUAUUUGAGAAAUCCAAAAAACAUUGUUACGAGGCUGAAGAUGUCUACAAUGUGCCUUGUAUGUGGGAUUCACUUAAAAUCACAGAGUUGAUCCAAUAUAUAUACCCGGCUCAUAUUCUUGAGCCUCCAUGUUCCCGUGCGCCUGAACCGUACGAUGAAUCGAACGGUGAAAGAAGACUUCUCACGGAGAGACCAACUCUACCUUCCAGUAUAUUAUGUUGGGAUGAUUGGUACAAAACAUCUGAAUAUUGGGCUAAUGAUGAUAGUGUUCGAGAGGCUCUUCACGUUCGAAAGGGAAGUGUUGGACAAUGGAAGUCAUGUAAUCCCGAUUUGGGUUAUACAGCGUCUAUAGGUGAUGUGUUUUCCUAUCAUGUAAACCUUAGUGCUAAAGGUUACAGGUCGCUUGUUUAUAGCAGUGGUGAUCACGAUGCGGAAGUACCAUACCUUGCAACUAAAGCGUGGAUAGAAUCACUGAACUAUUCUACUGUUGAAUAUUGGAGACCGUGGAUUGUUGAUGGUGGAGUGGGCGGUUAUACAACAAGUUAUUCCAACAACAUGACAUUUGCUACAGUAAAGGGAUCAGGCCAUAUUGUUCCAUUUUUUACUCCCUCUGAAAGUAGUGCUAUGUUUAAGCGAUGGAUAUCCGGUGAAAAGCUUUAACAUUGAAUCGAAUCUUAUAGAUUUUUAUCAGUUUUCUACUUAAAAUUAAUAAAUUUCUAGUGAUGAAACGCACAAUUAUAUAUCUCAGUUUUUUUUUUUUAAUAAUUAAGUGUUUGUAUUUCUGUAAUGUAUUGUAAUCGAAUAUUAAUAAAGACAUCAAUUUAUGUUCCCUUAG